GAGCCUCGAAGAGAAAGAAGAACCUCGAAGAGAAAGAAGAAAAUCCUGAGUCGGGAAUCAUGGCGGCCAAACCCAAGCUCAUCUACUUUAAUGGUAGGGGCAGGAUGGAGUCAAUCCGCUGGCUGCUGGCAGCAGCUGGAGUUGAGUUUGAAGAAGAAUUUCUUGAAAAAAGAGAACAAUAUGAGAAGUUGCAGAAGGAUGGACGCCUGCUCUUUGGCCAAGUGCCUCUGGUAGAGAUGGAUGGAAUGGCGCUGACGCAGACGAGGGCCAUCCUCAGCUACCUCGCUGCCAAGUACAACUUAUAUGGAAAGGACUUAAAGGAAAGAGUCAGGAUCGAUAUGUACGCGGAUGGGACCCUCGAUCUCAUGUUGAUGAUCGCUGUGGCUGCAUUUAAGCCCCCGCAGGAAAAAGAAGAGAGCCUUGCUUUAGUUGUGAAGAAAGCUAGAACCCGUUAUUUCCCAGUCUUUGAAAAGGUUUUGAAAGAUCAUGGAGAAGAUUUUCUUGUUGGUAACAAAUUCAGUUGGGCUGACAUACAACUGUUAGAAGCUAUUUUAAUGGUGGAAGAACUUGAUGCUUCUGUUCUUUCUGACUUCCCUCUGCUAAAGGCAUUUAAAGCAAGGAUCAGCAAUAUUCCCACAGUUAAGGCCUUCCUGCAGCCUGGGAGUCAGAGGAAGAUGCCUCCGGAUAGCCGCUACGUAAAAGUUGUCAGGGAUGUCCUACAGUUUUGAUGGCAUCAGGCCUCACGAUGGCAACAGCAUCGACCUACCACAACAGCCCCACCUGCCAGCUGUCAGGGCCCACUGUAGAUUCUAGGAGUCAAGUGUCUGAACAGAACAAAACCAAAUUGCUCAUUAAAUGCAAUCUGA
Messenger RNA from Condylura cristata (star-nosed mole), 866 nucleotides. RefSeq names its product glutathione S-transferase A4. Bases 60 to 728 code for a protein of 222 amino acids. The record is from RefSeq and is a predicted model, not a curated record. Gene Ontology annotation, biological process: xenobiotic metabolic process; glutathione metabolic process. Gene Ontology annotation, molecular function: glutathione transferase activity. The transcript has 7 exons. Lineage: Eukaryota; Metazoa; Chordata; Mammalia; Eulipotyphla; Talpidae.